ACGAGGUACAACAUUACUUGCAUACAGAUUAAGCUAAAGAGGCCGAAGACGCCUUCUUUUCUUUCCCGUUUUCUUCCGAGAGUAAAAAAAAGAAAAAGAAAAAGAAAAAGAAAGUGAAAAAAAGCCUCCUUGUAUUGUACUACUAGGGUUUCUUUGAUUCUGCCGUGCCCGCUUUGGAAAUAUAAUCCCAAAUACUUACAAUUUCCUAGGGUUUUAGUGUCACCGAUUUCUCUUCCUUCAAACCCUAAAACCUAAAAUCAAAUCAGAAACCAGAGAACAGAGAUGGAAGACGGAAGAGAGGAAGUAGGGCUUUCGUCGAUAAAGAAGCUAGCGUCCUGUGACAAGGGUACCCGAGACAAAGCUCUUACCUUCCUCCUUGACACAUGGCUUCCCACUCACACCCUUAUCUCUGAAGACCUUAUGAAGAAGCUAUGGAAGGGGCUUUUCUACUGCGUUUGGCACGCGGACAAGGUCCCCGUCCAGUCCCAACUCGCCGAUUCCCUUUCUACGUUGAUUCCCAAGCUCGAUCUUUCACUCUCACUCCAAUACUUCUCCGUGUUCUUACUCACCAUGCGCCGGGAAUGGAGUGGAAUCGAUGUUUACAGGUUAGACAAGUUUUAUCUUUUGCUUAGGAGAUUUCUGCAUAAUUUCUUUGUUUUGUUGAAACGUAAUUCGUGGGAUUUAGAGCUUUCGCAACGUCUAAUGGGUGUUUUGGAGGAGAGGACUUUCUUGGAUGAUGAUAACAUUCAGGGGAAUGGUGUUAAUUACCACAUUGCUUCUAUUUUUCUCGAGGAGCUUAGGCCUUUUCUCCCGAUUCGGUUAGAAGUGCUUGAGCUUCUUUAUAAGCCUUUUCUUUCGGUUAUGGCAAAGAAACCCGACAAGGUCUUGCUGGCAAAGAUCAAAUCUAAUAUGUUUGAUGAGUUACUGAAAAUGGGGAAGAAUUUUUUGGAGCUUAAGAAAUCCGGGGAGGAUGUAGAUUCAGGUAGUGAUUCAAUGUUGCUUGGUUCGAUAGCUUUGACGAUGGAAUUUUCAGCCAAGUUCUAUGAAUUGGGUUCUUCAGCCGAUUGCUGCCAGGGAAAUAGAAAAGUUCUGUUUAGUUUGCACGAGGAGUUUUCUAAGUUAGAGAAAGAUUUGGCGUCUUCAGGAAUUGAUGUUUCAAUUCCUGAUGUUAUUGAGCAUAAUGAAGAUGAAGUGCCAGAUUUGAUUCCUAUUACUUCCGAGGGGAUGGAAGUGAGUGCUUCAGAACCUAUUGAGGUUGCGGAGGAUUGCAGGGUGUCUUUACGGAAGUGUGGGAAGGCUAACGAUGUUGGUGGCGGAGAUAAAUUGCCGAAGAAGAAGAAAAAAAAGAACAAGAAGAACAAGAACAGUCAGAGUACUGAUUCUGAUCCAGAGAAGAGUUCUACAGUUAAUGGAAAUAAAGACGAGGCUGAAGCCAAUGGUGAUGAAAUUAUGAGUGACAACCUUUGCGAAGGAGAUCUUGUGCCUCUUAAUGAGUCUGUAAUAUCAAACCUCCAGCAGCAGUUUGAGAAGAUUGCUGCUGAAGCUGGCUUGGAGGAUGAUGUACCUAUUUCCUGUGUUGUGCCUAAAAGGUCUAAGACCUCUAAGAAAAGAAAAAGAGCCAGAGUUGUGGAUGAGAAGCAAUCUCAAAAUUCUCUUCAGACUGGUGAAGAAAGUGCUAAUGGUGCCAUAAGUGCAAAGAGUGGGGAGAAGAAUGCAAAGAAGGUAAAGUUUUCGAUGAAAAAUAAUUUGAUAUGGAAGCCUCAUAAUCCUUUGCCUCCACAAAGUUUGAGAUUGCCUCCCUCUGCUACACCGAGAGGAAGUGCUCUUAAGAAAGGGGUACCUCCAGGUCCCAUCAGGGAAAUCCCAACCUCAGCUGCGAAGAAGGUCAAAUUGAGAGCAGUUUCUGUGAAAAAGGCCAGGAAGGGCAUCAAGCGGUUGAAGAAGAAAAAAUCUCUUUCUGCUUAGUGGUUGUCUCAUUUUAGUGGAAAAAAGAAUCUGCUAAUGUUUGCUUGUUUUAAUUUUUUCAAGAUUCUCUGAAAUUCUUGUCCAAUUUUUCUUACUUACAUCUCCUUUUGGAAUUGAAUCUUAAAGUAUGAUUUGUUGUUUUUUAUUGGUUUAUUCAUCGGGAAAUUAAUGAUGAUUGCAUGAAAA
Molecule: messenger RNA, 2151 nt
Organism: Cannabis sativa
Lineage: Eukaryota; Viridiplantae; Streptophyta; Magnoliopsida; Rosales; Cannabaceae
Exons: 1
Coding region: 283-1965 (560 amino acids)
Biological process (GO): rRNA processing
Cellular component (GO): preribosome, large subunit precursor; preribosome, small subunit precursor; nucleus
Source: RefSeq, a predicted model, not a curated record